AACAGUUUGUCACUGAAAGCCCCCGCGAGUGUGUCUCUUCGCCGUGAAAAUUUUCAUUUUACUCAUUUCUUCAAUUUUUUAGUUCCUUCUUCAUGGGAAAUGUGAAUUAAAUAUCCUUGUUUUGCAACGAUUUACCCGCAACGUGCGUGAAGGCUGUGAAGAGUGAAAGUGAAAAAUAUGUAUUGAGAGAAAAGUUGUGCCACAAAGUGCGUUGAUAAGGAAUAAAAAAUUCUUCUGUGCUUAAAUUUACCUUCAUAUCGUGGAAGAUUGUGCCUUUUUUGUUCGUGAUUUAUUGUUGAGCUGUAUUCUUGGACAAAUAGCACAACGAAAAUAGAGCUAAUUAUCUCACCAAGAAAGAUUCCAAGGAAGUCUUUUGAUCUCACAAGGAAGGACAGACGACGCACACAAUGAGGAUUCUUUUGAGAAUUCUUCUUCUUGCAUUUUUCUCUGCAUUUUGCGUGCAUGGGGCUACAAUUGAGGAUGAUGAGGCCCCCUUUGAGCCAGGAAAAGAAAUCUGCACACGGUGCAAUUGUGCUCUGCAUGAGACAAAGCCCAAUUACAAUCAUUUCCUCAUUGAUUGCUCUGCAAAGGAUAUGCACAAUGUCCCAACAGAAUGGCCAUCAAUUGAUGGAUCUCCAGAUAUAAUCAUUGUAGCAUCAUUCUCAGGAAAUGAGAUUAAUACCCUCCAUAGAUUGCCACAGGCUGACUACUCAAUGCACUUCAGUUGUCGCCACUGCGAGCUGAAGGUGAUUGAAGUGGACGCCUUCCUGGAUGUGCCAAAGAUUCUCCGAUUGGAUCUCAGUUGGAAUCAUCUCACAGGGGAGACACUGCGGUCGGAUACAUUCAGAGGGAGAUUCAGUACAAAGAGCUACGAGCCUAUAGCUCUAGAGGAGCUGAAUUUGAGCCAUAAUCAAAUUCGGUCGCUGGAGAGGAAGAUUUUCGAACACCUGCCGCGACUGAAGACACUUUCAUUGGCACACAAUCCCGUCAAAGAGUUCGAUCCAAUGACCACAGCGGCCCUGUGUUCGUUGCCAAAAAUUGAGCAUUUGGACCUCUCCUACAUGAGUCUUUCCGCAAUCCCCGAUGAGAUUUUCCAGCAGAAGCCCAAACUUCGGGAAUUGCUGUUGCAGGGAAAUGAUUUUCAUGCCGUUCCUGAGAGUUUGUCCCAAGUUGGGAAAUCCCUUAAAUCCCUCUACAUUGGUGUGAAUCCCAUUGAGGAGCUGACAGAGCAGAGCUUCCUGGGAUUGACCAAUUUAGUGCACCUCAAUGUCAGCUUCAUGCCAAAUCUUGUGGAAGUUCGGGAGCAUACUUUUUCGGAGCUGAAACAUCUUGAAAUGCUCAUGUGCAGCGAUAAUCCGCAGAUGACGAAAUUCGACGUGGAAAGUCUGAGAUCUCUUAAAUCUCUCAGGGAGCUGCAUCUCUCAAAUUGUUCACUAAAAACUCUCAAUAUUGAGGUAAAAGGGAAGGAUGAGCAGCAGGAUGAUUUUCCAAAGCUACGACUCUUGAAGCUGGAGAGCAAUCCCUGGCACUGUGACUGUGGGCUAUUAUCGGCUCUCCAGGAGCUCGAACAUCACGGCAGAAAGGGAUUCUACAGCGAUGACCGAGCAAGGUGUGCAACGCCGUACGAUUUAUCAGGCACACUCUUACCAGACCUCUUCAAGGAGCCCCUGUGCUCGAUGGAAAUCCGGAAAACCCCCCGAAUUCCCAUCUAUGAGCCAGCAUCAUUCUUGAGGCCCAAAUCCAUACUCCUAUCUAUUUUCUCAGUGAUUGCUGUGGUUGCAAUCGGCUUAGCCGUAGGUUGUACCAUCGUGUGCAUCAAGAAGAAGCUGAAGCAGAGUGAUUUUGGCUUCACAACUCCUGUUCGCUACACCACAGUCCGGGAGAGUUUCAGUACAACCACAUCAGUUGCGUAGAAAUUUAAUUUUAGAAUCUUUUUUAGGAAGAAACAGCAAUAAUUUCAAUAUUAUAAGUUUCCAUUUAAAUACAUUUUUUUCGCUCAUUUGCAAAAUAUAUCCAGCUAGUCAAUAGGAGUUUUUUAAACGUAUACUUUAAGUGAAUUUUAAAAUAUGUUGUAAAUGAGAAAUUGUAAAAGAAAAUGUACCAAAAAGACUUUGACUAAA
Messenger RNA from Lutzomyia longipalpis, 2120 nucleotides. Its product is annotated as SLIT and NTRK-like protein 4. The coding region runs from base 408 to 1913 and encodes 501 amino acids. Gene Ontology annotation, cellular component: extracellular matrix. Lineage: Eukaryota; Metazoa; Arthropoda; Insecta; Diptera; Psychodidae. The transcript has 4 exons. Gene Ontology annotation, molecular function: protein binding. The record is from RefSeq and is a predicted model, not a curated record.